Messenger RNA from Xyrauchen texanus (razorback sucker), 1715 nucleotides. It is a transcript of the gene bbox1, whose product is annotated as butyrobetaine (gamma), 2-oxoglutarate dioxygenase (gamma-butyrobetaine hydroxylase) 1. Gene Ontology annotation, cellular component: mitochondrion. Gene Ontology annotation, molecular function: gamma-butyrobetaine dioxygenase activity; iron ion binding. The record is from RefSeq and is a predicted model, not a curated record. Gene Ontology annotation, biological process: carnitine biosynthetic process. Lineage: Eukaryota; Metazoa; Chordata; Actinopteri; Cypriniformes; Catostomidae. The coding region runs from base 166 to 1467 and encodes 433 amino acids. The transcript is spliced from 8 exons.
CAUGUGUGCAGUAGCAGCAGCAGUAACGCUGUAACCUUUUACCCACUUUCAUUGCCGCGAGUUCUCACGCUUCCUCAGCUCUAUAUAAAGCAGCCAUAACCGAGGCUACAGUACACACCAUCUUUACGACUAGCAAGCACAUUGCUUCAGUAACUCAGCACCAGGAUGCUAUCCAAUCUUACUCGCUGGGUGUCCAGAGGUGCGCUCCAGGCACUGAAGGGGGCAACCAGUCGGCCUCAGCUGGUCAAGACUCCUCAUAUUGGGAAUCAGACACUGGCAGCGACGCCUCUGCCCUUCAAUGGGGGUAGUCCAGGAGUAAGGCUGGCCAGAGCGCUGGAGCAGGAUAGGCUACUGCAGAUCAGCUGGGAUGAUGGGACCUGUAGUUUGUAUCCAUUCACCUGGCUGAGGGAUAACUGCCAAUGUCCUUCCUGCAUGCUGCAGUCAGCGCAGGCACGCAGCCUGCUCCUUUCAGAUUUGGAUGUGCACACCGGGAUGGACCAAGUGCAGCUGAUGGACAAUAAGGUGUCCAUUACUUGGCCAGAUCAGCAUAGUAGUGAAUUUGAGCCAGAAUGGCUGAAGAAAAGGUGCUUUUCUUCUGAGGCAAGACAGGCUCUCCAAGAGGAAUUCUUCCUUAAUGAGCGUGAAUACUGGGAUUCUGGUCUGCAGAUCCCAACAGCAGAUUUCGAGGAGGUUUUGCAUGAUGAUAAGGCUGCACUGGCCUGGCUUGAGGCUCUGAGACGCAUUGGCGUUGUCUACCUGAGGGGAGCGCCAGUGGAGCAGGGCCAAGUGGCCAGACUGAGCCAGAGAAUUGGCUAUCUCCGGCUCACCUUUUAUGGACACACGUGGCAAGUGCAGGACAAGCCUAUGGCUAACAAUGUAGCGUACACUUCUGGUAAACUGAGCUUGCACACAGACUACCCUGCUCUGCACUAUCCACCUGGGGUGCAGUUCCUGCAUUGUAUCCGUCAGGCUGACCAGGGUGGUGAGAGUGAGGUGGUUGAUGGGUUUCACAUGGCAGAGCUGCUCAGGAGGGAGAAUCCGGAGGCAUUUAACAUCCUCUCCUCUCUUAGGGUGGACUUCACAGACAGUGGUGCUGACUACUGCGACUUCAGCGUGCAGUCCAAAAACCACAUCAUAGAUGUGGACUCUGAGGGUCGAGUUGUGAGGAUCAACUAUAACAAUGCCACACGAGACUCCGUGCUGGAUCUGCCUGUGCACCAGGUUCAGCCCUUCUACUCCUCACUAAAGGCCUUUGUGGAUCUGCUCAACAGGCCUGAGAACGUGUUCACAUACAGAAUGGAACCAGGUGACUUGGUGACCUUUGAUAACUGGCGUCUGUUGCAUGGCCGAAGGAGCUACCUAUCACAAGGUCAGAGCUUCAGACAUCUGGAAGGAGCAUAUCUGGACUGGGACGAGGUCAUGUCCCGUCUCAGGAUCCUCCGCAAGGCUGUCCAUGGAGACAGCUAGACCGUCCCCUGCAGUGAGAGUGACUGAUAGAACGCAAAAGUUAUAUCUGAUCAGUCCUCUGGUUUUGGGCUAUUGUUGCUUUAUGGGAACUUGAACAACUUUUCACCUCAGACAUCUUCAGAUCGUAGAAGGGAAAUGUUCUGUCGAGGCAUUUAAAUUUUGCCAAGUAGAUAAUCGGUCUUUUGGUAGUUUAUAAAUGCUAGUAUUUUGGCUUUUUGCUGAUAGAAAGGCUAGCUCUUUCUUGCACU